AUGGCUGCGAUCGAGGAGGAAAGCCUUGCGAAGUUGAAACUGCACCUGAAGGUCAAGAACAAGGAGAAGGAACCCCGGACAGGGAAGGAGGAGAUCACAGAACUCAAAAUGGACGUGAAGGAUAAGAAAGGUAAGAAAUCAAUGGAGGGAGAUGAUGGAGUAAGAGGAGAUGAGCGGCCCGAACGAGAUGAAAAAUCAUGGGUGAAGGAAGAGAAACAUAGGGGGGAUGAUGGAGAUGAUAGAGAGAGAAAAGAAAAGGAGAAGGACAGAGGGAAGGGGAUGGGAGAAGACAAAGGUGCUUCUGAUGAGAACCAGGGGAAGAGGGAAGAGGAGGAGGGGAGAGAUCGAGAAUCGUCAAAAGGGGAGAAGAAGAGAGAGAAAAAGAGCACCAAGGGAGAGAGAAAGGCAGUACGGGAGGAAAGAAAGAGAGAGAAGAAGAGCACCAAGGGAGAGAGAAAGGCAGUACGGGAGGAAAGAAAGAGAGAUAAAGACCUAGAGGAGAAGGGAGAUGAGCCAGAAGCAGCAGAAGAAGCGGGAGAGAAGAAACGAAGAGAAGGGUGCGAUGAGAAGGAAGAAGAGAGAGAGGAAAAGGAGAGAGAAAGUACGAAGAAGGAGAACAAAGACCACAAGAGGGAGAAAGGGAAGGGAGACGUUGAGAACAAGAGGGAGAAAGGAGGGGAGUCCAGUGAGAAGGGCGAAGAGUCCAAAGACGACAGACCAGAAGCAGCUGAAGAGCGCAAAGGGAAGAAGGGGGAUGUAGCACGCAGAGAGAAACUGCAGCACGAGAAGGAAGAAGAUAGAGAGAGAAAGGAAAGGAAGAAAGAGAGAGAAAGGAGAAAGAUGAGAGCAAGGGACAGGGAGAUGGGAGAAGAGGGCAGAGCAGCAGAAGGCGCUUCUACUGAGAAACAGGAGGAAGACAAGGACGCCAGAGGAGAGAGAAAGGCUGAACAGAAGGAAGGGAAGUGGGAGAAACCAGUGGAAGGCGUUGAGAGUAAGGCCGAGAGAGAAGUAGGACUGGAAGAGAAGGGUAGAAGGCGAGAAGAGAAACACGUGGAAGACGAGAAGAAGCAGAAGAUGAUGAUGAUGAUGAUGAAGAAGAAGAAGAAGAAGAAAGAGGAGAAGGGAAAUGGCGACCAGGAGGACUCUCUAGGGAAGCUGAACCAGAAGCUUGAAAAGAUCGACAAAAAGAUUGAAUCUCUACUCGCCCAGAAGGCAUCUCUCCUGAAGACAAUCAAAGAAACCGGGGAGGGCUCAUUAGCUGCUCCUGACGCUGAGCUCAAAUGA
Spirodela intermedia is the source of this 1284-nucleotide messenger RNA. The record is from the annotation of a GenBank genome assembly. NCBI's taxonomy places the organism in Eukaryota, Viridiplantae, Streptophyta, Magnoliopsida, Alismatales, Araceae.